This is a messenger RNA of Nannizzia gypsea CBS 118893, 981 nucleotides long. RefSeq names its product thioredoxin reductase GliT. The record is from RefSeq and is a predicted model, not a curated record. Bases 1 to 981 code for a protein of 326 amino acids. Gene Ontology annotation, molecular function: oxidoreductase activity. The transcript has 2 exons. Lineage: Eukaryota; Fungi; Ascomycota; Eurotiomycetes; Onygenales; Arthrodermataceae.
AUGACGUCUCAAGAUACCCCCCUCUACGACUGCCUUAUCAUCGGCGGAGGCAUGGCAGGCCUCUCUGCAGCCCUCAGUCUUGUCCGUACGCUACACACAGCGGUUGUAUUUGACCAGGGCAGCCACCGAAAUGACAAGGCCCCCCAUCUGGCUACGAUCCCAACCUGGGACAGCCAGGAUCCCAGGCGCUUCCGUGAAGAGACCAAGCUCAACAUCCAGUCCAAAUACAAUACCGUCGAGUUUGCGGAUGUCAAACUUGAGAAGGUGGCUAAGCUCACAGAAGGACCAAAUGAGGGUAGAUUCUGUGUCUGGGAUGACAAGCAGCGAGCCUGGUUAGGGAAGAAGGUGAUUCUCGCCAUGGGAGUUGAAGAUCUGCUUCCCGAGAUCCCUGGGUUUGACGAAUGCUGGACCAAGGGAGUUGUCCAUUGCCUGGUUCACCGUGGCUACGAGGAGAGAGGAUGUGCAAAAGCUGGCGUCUUUGCUAUCGACGGAGACGCCAAUCUACAUGCUGCCAGGCAUCUUGCUUUCCAAGCCCGAAACUUAUCUACCAACGUCACCAUCUACACAAACGGGAACACUCAGCUCGCCGAUGAGAUCCAGUCUGCCCUAGGGCCUUGCGGUUUCCAAGCUGAAGCCCGAAGUUUCUCCAAGCUGGUCCAGCAUCAGCAGAAGAGAUCUCUAGACAUUCACUUCACAGACGGCACCUCGGAGAUGGUUGGCGUGGUCGUUCACCGACCGCUGACCAAAGUCCGUGGACCCUUCGCAGAGCAGUUGGGAGUCGAGAUGACCCCUGAAGGCCACAUUAAGACGAACUUCCCGUUCAACGAGACGACGGUGUCAGGGGUAUUUGUCGCCGGCGAUGCAGGCUCGCAGUUCAAAAUCGGCACUCAGGCCGUUGUAAUGGGUGCCUUUGCGGCUGGCGGCGUCCAGAUGCAGGUGAAUGCUGAUAAUUGGUCGCGACCUGUAAAUCCUACGGCUUAA